AUGUCAAACACCACUAUUCUUGACACCAAUGUCACGGUGCAACAGGUGAUCAAUUGGAAUCCAUUUAAAGCUGUCCUUUCCAUGACUCCCUGUUUCUUCUUUCUCUAUGUCAAUUUGGUCAUGUUGGUCACCCUGAGGAGCAAGGUCGUCUUCCAGGAGACCUCACGUUACAUCCUGUUGACCAACAUGCUCUUUGUGGACUCUAUAAACUUGCUGGUCUCUUUCCUGCUGUAUAUCUUUGCUGUGGUGAGGGUGCAACUCAAUGGUAUUAUAUGUCUUGUUAUUGUUGUUUCAUCUGACAUCACAACCCCUAUCUCCCCAUUCAACUUGGCUCUUAUGUCUCUGGAGCAGUACAUUGCCAUCUGCUUUCCUCUGAGACAUGCUGAGAUCGCCACCAGCAGGAGGACAGGUGUGUCAAUUGGUGUUAUAUGGAUGUUGGGCUCAUUAACUUCUCUGACUGAUGUAAUUGUCUUUGUGAUCACAGGAUCUACUUUUGACAUCAAGUGGGGAUACUGUACAAGACCCCUUGUGUUUCAUCUGAAGGUUCAUGAAGUUCUAAAUAAAACCUUCUCUGGCAUUUAUUUCACAUCAGUUGGGGUCAUCAUUAUCUACACAUACAUCGGUAUUGUGGUGGCAGCCAGAUCAGCUGCCUCAGACAAAAUGUCAGCAAAUAAGGCCCGUAAAACAGUGCUGCUGCAUUUGAUUCAACUGGGGCUGUAUCUUGCAUCUCUCUCACAUGAAUCCAUAAUCAUAGCAGUGUAUCAAUACUUGGACCUCAUCACUGCUGUGAACAUACAGUAUGUAGCAUUUCUGGGGCUGAUCAUAUUCCCAAGAUGUCUCAGUCCUCUUGUAUACGGACUGAGAGAUCAGACCUUUCGGCCUAUUUUCAAAUACUAUUUCACAUUUGGUUUAAGAAGCACUGUGAAGCCAGUUCUUAUUUGA
Megalops cyprinoides (Indo-Pacific tarpon) is the source of this 942-nucleotide messenger RNA. Its product is annotated as odorant receptor 131-2-like. Bases 1 to 942 code for a protein of 313 amino acids. NCBI's taxonomy places the organism in Eukaryota, Metazoa, Chordata, Actinopteri, Elopiformes, Megalopidae. The record is from RefSeq and is a predicted model, not a curated record. Gene Ontology annotation, cellular component: membrane. Gene Ontology annotation, molecular function: G protein-coupled receptor activity. Gene Ontology annotation, biological process: G protein-coupled receptor signaling pathway. The transcript has a single exon.